UCCAAGGACUUGGUGUGGCGCGGAGAGCGCAUCUGGGGGGUGCCGGGCACCGCGGCGGCGCAGGAGGCGGGGAAAGGGCGGUGCAGGGCGCAGGAGCAUCUCUUUCUGGAAGGGACACAACCCAUCAGACGUCCGGGAGCCAGCCGCGCCUCUUCCAGGACCCCAGCCGAGGGCGACCGUGAUGCUGCAGUAAGGGCGGGAGCAACCGGCACCACUGCUCUCAGACCCCUUCAGCGCCCGCCGCCUGCAGGGAAAGAGACUAAGGCUCCUGAUUUGCCCGGAGGCCACUUCCUCUAGCAAGACAUCCCAGUAAAAGUUGCAUUGGCAAAGAUCCUUGUAGCUGACCUCUGGGGCCGUGGCGUGGGGGUUCCCCAGCUGUGCGUUUGCGAGCUGGAAAGCCAAAGGUGUGUGUGCAUGGGGGGCCGGCCACGGGGGCAUCUUCCGCUGCCACUUUGCCCAGCGUUGUGCUGAGGGUAAACUGACUGGGACACCGAGGCUGCGAUGAGCCCCUGCGGGCGGGCCCUACAUACAUCCAGAGGGGCCAUGGCCAUGCUGGCGCGGAAAUUCCCGCGUACCCGGCUACCCGUGGGAGCCAGUGCCCUCUGCGUGGUGGUCCUCUGUUGGCUCUACGUCUUCCCUGUCUACCGGCUGCCCAACGAGAAGGAGAUCGUGCAAGGGGUGCUGGCACAGCGCGCUGCUUGGAGGACGAACCAGACGUCAGCCAGACUGUUCAGGAGACAAAUGGAGGACUGCUGCGAUCCUGCCCAUCUCUUUGCGAUGACUAAGAUGAACUCCCCCAUGGGGAAGAGCCUGUGGUAUGACGGGGAGUUAUUAUACUCGUUCACCAUUGACAAUUCCACAUACUCCCUCUUCCCCCAGGCAACCCCCUUCCAGCUGCCAUUGAAGAAAUGUGCGGUGGUGGGAAACGGUGGGAUUCUGAAGAUGAGUGGCUGUGGCCGUCAAAUAGAUGAAGCAAAUUUUGUCAUGCGGUGCAACCUUCCUCCCUUGUCAAGUGAGUACACCAGAGAUGUGGGUUCCAAAACUCAGUUGGUGACAGCUAACCCCAGCAUAAUUCGCCAGAGGUUUGAAAACCUGCUGUGGUCCAGAAAGAAGUUUGUGGACAACAUGAAGAUCUAUAACCACAGUUACAUCUACAUGCCUGCCUUUUCGAUGAAGACGGGCACAGAGCCAUCUCUCCGUGUGUAUUACACACUGAAGGACGUUGGAGCCAAUCAAACAGUGCUCUUUGCCAACCCCAACUUUCUGCGGAACAUUGGAAAGUUCUGGAAGAGUAGGGGGAUCCAUGCCAAGCGCCUGUCCACAGGACUCUUUUUGGUGAGUGCGGCCUUGGGCCUCUGUGAGGAGGUGUCCAUCUAUGGCUUCUGGCCCUUCUCUGUGAAUAUGCAAGGGGAGCCUAUCAGUCACCACUACUAUGACAACGUCCUGCCCUUCUCUGGCUUUCAUGCCAUGCCUGAGGAAUUUCUUCAGCUUUGGUAUCUUCAUAAAGUCGGCACACUGAGGAUGCAGCUGGACCCGUGUGAGGAGCCAUCACCACGGCCCACUUCCUAGGGACUGCAGAAGAAGAAAGGACUGGAUGGGGGUAUUUUUGCUAGUCAUUUUUUUAAUGUGACUUCCAAAAGGAACUGCCAAAGUGUGCCGUGGAUUGGCAUGAUAGGAAACAAACAAAAUCCCAAGCAAACCUGCUUUUUGAUGUUGGCUUGGAGAACAACAAGAACUAAAAUGUCCAGGGGAAUGUUUUUAUAGAGUGUUGUGGAUUCACAAGUGAAACAGCCCCAAGGAGACAAUGCUGGCAGAACACGUGUCUAUGGUUCAAAGCUAGAAGAUGCAAUUCAAGGACCAGAUGAACUCUAGUUGCUGAGGCCAAGGUGCCAAUCAUGGCAACCUGUGGGAGAUGCUGGGGUAUUGCUGACUGUCAACAUACACUGGCAUCAAAAUCAUUUUAAAAGACCUGUCUUAUUGAGACUGGCAUUAGAACUAUAGGUUUAAAAAAAUAUUAUUGAUUUUGCCCUGUUUAGGGCUAUGGGUAGGUGAUGGUAUAGACUUACAAAAUCCUUCCUGCUGAUU
This is a messenger RNA of Apodemus sylvaticus (European woodmouse), 2085 nucleotides long. It is a transcript of the gene St8sia1, whose product is annotated as ST8 alpha-N-acetyl-neuraminide alpha-2,8-sialyltransferase 1. The transcript is spliced from 5 exons. Lineage: Eukaryota; Metazoa; Chordata; Mammalia; Rodentia; Muridae. Gene Ontology annotation, molecular function: alpha-N-acetylneuraminate alpha-2,8-sialyltransferase activity. The coding region runs from base 502 to 1569 and encodes 355 amino acids. Gene Ontology annotation, biological process: N-glycan processing; oligosaccharide metabolic process. The record is from RefSeq and is a predicted model, not a curated record.